AUCCUCGCUCUCUCCAUCUGGGGCUGAAACUUGAAUUCAGUUGAGGACACGAUAACCAGAACACGUUUCUUUGUCUUGUUUGUGUUUUUCGAGUGUGAAACUACUGAGAAAAGAGUUUCUCAAACAACUAUUUCUCAAGCAAGGCACAUUUUACCGAGAAACAGCACUUAUAUAGUGGCAGAAUAUUCUACAAAGCAACGCAAUGUCUUUUAUGUUAAAACACAUGAUAGGAGGGCAACUGAAGGAUCUUACCGGCGGUCUUGGGGAAGAAAAACCCGAAGGUGAGAAGUCAGAAGCGUCCGGCAAAGGAAUGACUCAAGAAGAGUUCGAGCAAUAUCAACAACAGUUGGCGGAGGAGAAGAUGGAGAGAGAUGCCAGCUUUGCCCAGAAGAAAGCCGAACGUGCCACAGUCAGGAGCCAUUUCAGGGAAAAAUAUCGUCUUCCGAAAAGUGAGUUGGAUGAAACGCAGAUUCAGGCAGCAGGAGACGAUGUGGAGCUGCCCACCGAGCUGGCCAAGAUGAUCGCAGAGGACAACCAGGAGGAAGAGAGCAGGCAGUCUGUCCUGGGCCACCUGACCAACAUCCAGAACGUAGAUAUGGAUCAGAUUAAAGAAAAGGCUCAGAGUACCCUUGAAGAACUCAAACAUUCGGCGGAAAAAUGUGAGGUUAUGUAG
This is a messenger RNA of Triplophysa dalaica, 673 nucleotides long. RefSeq names its product complexin 3a (gene cplx3a). Gene Ontology annotation, cellular component: terminal bouton; SNARE complex. The transcript has 3 exons. Gene Ontology annotation, molecular function: syntaxin binding. Bases 203 to 673 code for a protein of 156 amino acids. Gene Ontology annotation, biological process: synaptic vesicle exocytosis; regulation of neurotransmitter secretion; neurotransmitter transport. NCBI's taxonomy places the organism in Eukaryota, Metazoa, Chordata, Actinopteri, Cypriniformes, Nemacheilidae. The record is from RefSeq and is a predicted model, not a curated record.